AUGGCAGAGUUUGGCAUGCAGCAGACAAAGCUUCCGACAGAGAUCAUUGUCAUGGUCUUGUCAGAGCUCACUCAUGCAGAGGCAUGGAGACUGCGCAUUCUGUGCUCUACGGUCAACGACUGGGUGCACAAUGUUCUGGUCAAGCGCGCACUCCAGUCCUCGUCCCUGGUUGCUCGCUCGCCUGCCAGCUUUAUAUUCUACGAGGCUCCGGAUUCUGUCCACGGAUUACGCUUUUCUUUCCUCCAGAAACACGGCUCAUCCGCCAUAUUCCAAGCAAGAACAACCGAAAAACGUGAAUUGGAGCUCUUUCACCAAAAGACAUAUCUGCAUAUUGUCGCACAUUUAUCCAACAACCAUGACCCCAUCAUCAUCCGUCACCUCAAGGUCAAGGAACUCUCCCUCGACAGAGACUCCAUGACCCUCCAGUGCAAUUGGAGAAAUCUCCUCACCUCUGCGUUUAACAUGUCUGCUCGCCAGAGAGUCGACCAGGCCCAGUCAAUCCGUCCCCAGUACGUAUGGCAGCCCGCCAAGAUCGACGGAAUGCCCGGAAAAUGGCGCAAAGGCCUUUCGUGGCUGCACACCGAGUCCCAAGGUGAACAAACCUCGAAUUUGUCUUGUAAUUUCACAUCUGACCUCGAAUCCAAUUAUUUAGUCUCAUCAGCAUCUCAGCGCUCCAGCUCGACUACGUCCAGCAGCCAGCAUAUGUACGGCCUAGUCGCAUAUGAAUCCGCUUCGGGAACCACAUCCGGCUCUCAAGGCUCGACUCGGGGCACCCAGUCUUCGCACUCCAACUUGACCCAGGUUACAAACGUCACGCAUAUCUCCACCACAUCCCACGGAAGCUCGAGUCUCUUUUCCUCUUCCCAGCUCUCCCAGAUCAACGUCGUCCCCCAGUCUUCUCCCCCGCGACACGAUGGCCGAUUCACGACCAUGCCCGAAGACACCGGUCUAUCCAUCCUCAACUCGAUCUCGGUCUACCAGGACAGCAGCUGCAGCUCUAACCCGAGCCAACGACCGUCAGGCGAAGGCAGUCGCAGCUCGAUCCUCGAUAACCUCGGUCUGGACGGCACCAAGCUCAACCCGGCACCCACAGUAGACGACGACGACGACGACGGCGCGCCCGGUCCGUCCAGCCCGCCCGCCCGGAACAGCGCGUCUGAAACGCAGAUCACCGUCGUGAACCGGUAUACGCUCGUCAUUGGUCCCGAGGAGCCUGCGGAUCGGGAACGGUCCCCGCCGGCGGUAGCUUCUUCGCCCAUGUCCGAGUCCCUGUACACCCAAAGCGCCACGAUUCGUCCGGCUCUGCGCGGGGGCGGAUCGUCUCCCUUGGGAGUUUUGGAAGAGGAGGAUUCGGAUCAAGGCGAGGAUGGGGAUGGGGAUGGGGAUACGAGCUAUGUGCUCGCGAGUGAGCAUGAUGUCAGCCGAAUGCUGGUCCCCGACGACGAAUUCGAGGACGAGCUCGGGGACCAAGGUGCAAGUCGAUGCGAAGACCCCAAAGAGGACGAAACCGAAACGCAACCGGACGACAUUCUGCUUCCCAUCGCUCGAUGCAGAGAGCUAGGCCGCACCGACUCGAAGUCGAGCGUUCCUGACUCGCAGGCUACCACGCUCGAAGGGACCGACAGUAUCGGAUACGCCCAGAGCCAGACGCACAGCUUCAUGACCGACGCGACCGACGUCGAAGUCAUCAGCGUCUACUCGCUCGACGAAAAGGAGAGGAGAAUGCGCACGGUGCUUUCCGACGAUGCGUAUGCCGCGAGUGCGUCGAUGAAACUGGGGGAGACCAGGUCGCUUCCAGUUCUUUCUCGGCCGUCUACCAGAGUGAGUCCGCGGUUGACUCUGUCCCCCGAGGCUCGCAAGGUGCGGCCCCGUCGUGAUACUGGGCUGUCGACUAGCUCGCUCCCUGUGCCUCCGUCGGAUGUGGAGACGGAAGAGGACUUUUAA
Rhizoctonia solani is the source of this 1944-nucleotide messenger RNA. RefSeq lists its product as uncharacterized. Lineage: Eukaryota; Fungi; Basidiomycota; Agaricomycetes; Cantharellales; Ceratobasidiaceae. The record is from RefSeq and is a predicted model, not a curated record. Bases 1 to 1944 code for a protein of 647 amino acids. The transcript is spliced from 3 exons.